UUGGAGACGGCCCCCUCUACCUCUACCUCUGUGGCCAGUAAGAAACCAGUCCAUUCUCUAGUGAAGCAUCCUGCACCAGCAGCCUCUCACACCCUCUCCAGGCCUAGGAAAAGAGCCACUGAUAAGGAACAGGACCCCACCUGUGCAGCCGCCACACUCCGCCUCUUUAAGCAGCGCCAACCCCACGCACCUAGCUCCAGGUGACCCCUCUCUGCUUCACUUAAUAACUUUAUAUGUUUAUAAGAUCAUGUAUGUUUACAACAUAUAUUGCACUAUCCCUUCUAGUUCAACUCCAUUGUAUUGUUGACAUGAAUUGGGAUUUGGGACUGCUACUUGGAAAUAUUUGGUGUCAUGGCCAAAGAGAAGAACCACAGCCUCAACUACUUGUAACUGCCUGUUGUUUUCCAUCUCUCUCUUUAGCUCUGCAGCAGGAGGUAGUACGGACCCCACGGACCAGGCUAGUGACUCCAGUGAAGAGAGGGAGAAAGCUCCAAUCAUCCCCUUCGGUCUGGACCUCUAUUACUGGGGAGAGGAGCAACCCACCGCAGGCAAAAUCAUCAAAUACAUACAGCCUCACACCACCCUCAAUGACUAGCAUAUUUUAUUAGAGUAUACCUUGAAAUGGGCAACUGGGACGUCUCGGGUUCAACUACUGCACAGAACUUAACUUUUCACAAAGUUUUUAUUGGCAUUGAUAUAGCACCAGAGCACUAUUGUCUGUUCUGAGGCAUUGUAAAUCUCUGUUAUUAGUUUUUAAAUGUAAAGAUUAUGAGUUAUGAAAACAGACUCUCCCAUAAUAAUUCAACUAAAUUUUCAGCUAUUAGCUAUAAAAUUGCUACAGAUGAAUGUUAAUAAAGAACAGGUCAGUGCAAAUGGAACGUUCCUCACACCUCUCCCUCUAUCCUGGUGUCUAGGAAUAGCUCUCAGCACCAGUUCUGGGUUCCCAACUAGAUAAAGGAGGAGUUGGAGAAUGAGGAGUUCGCCGUCCAGAUGAAGUCCAGGUACACUAUAUAUACAAAAGUAUGCAGACAUCCCUUCAAAUGAGUGGAUUCGGCUAUUUCAGCCACAACUGUUGCUGACAGGUGUAUAAAAUCGAGCACACCGCCAUGCAAUCUCCAUAGACAAACAUUGGCAGUAGAAUGGCCUUACUGAAGAGCUCAGUGACUUUCAACGUGGCACCGUCAUAGGAUGCCACCUUUCCAACAAGUCAGUUAGUCAAAUUUCUGCCCUGCUAGAGCUGCUAUUGGGAAGUGGAAACGUCUAGGAGCAACAACGGCUCAGCCGCGAAGUGGUAGGCCACACAAGCUCACAGAACGGGACCAUCGAGUGCUGAAGCUCGUAGCGUGUAAAAAUCACCUGUCCUUUUUUGCAACACUCACUACCAAGUUCCAAACUGCCUAUGGAAGCAAUGUCAGCACAAUAACUGUUCGUCUGGAGCUUCAUGAAAUAGGUUUCCAUUGCCGAGCAGCCGCACACAAGCCUUAGAUCACCAUGCGCAAUGCCAAGCGUCGGCUGGUGAGGUGUAUAGCGCGCUGCCAUUGGACUCUGGAGCAGUGGAAAUGCAUUCUCUGGAGUGAUGAAUCACGCUUCACCAUCUGGCAGUCAGGCGGACGAAUCUGGCUUUGGCGGAUGCCAGGAGAACGCUACCUCCCCGAAUGCAUAGUGUCAACUGUAAAGUUUGGUGGAGGAGGAAUAAUGGUCUGGGGCUGUUUUUCAUGUAUCGGGCUAGGCCCCUUAGUUCCAGUGAAGGGAAAUCUUAAUGCUACUGCAUGCAAUGACAUUCUAGACAAUUCUGUGCUUCCAACUUUGUAGCAACAGUUUGGGGAAAGCCCUUUCCUGUUUCAGCAUGACAAUGCCCCCGUGCUCAAAGCGAGGUACAUACAGAAAUGUUUUGUCGAGAUCGGUGUGGAAGAACUUGACUGGCCUGCACAGAGCCCUGACCUCAACCCCAUCGAACACCUUUGGGAUGAAUUGGAACGCUGACUGCGAGCCAGGUCUAAUCUCCCAACAUCAGUGCCCGACCUCACUAAUGCUCUUGUGGCUGAAUGGAAGCAAGUCCCUGCAGCAAUGUUCCAACAUCUAGUGGAAAGCAUUCCCAGAAGAGUGGAGGCUGUAAUAGCAGCAAAGGGGGGACCAACUCCAUAUUAAUUCCCAUGAUUUUGGAAUGAGAUGUUCGACGAGCAGGUGUCCACAUGGUUUUGGUCAUGUAGUGUACAUCACAUUCGCUGGCCGCUUCCAGCCUGUCAAGCACAGGUGCAAAGCCCCCAUGCCCAAUGGAGCCCUCUGUGAAGGCCAGGACCGAGUCAAAGUGAGCAAGAUGAGUUUUUGGUGAAGCAUUACAACUGACAUGGUAAUUUCAAUUUUGUAUAUAUUUGUUGAGAUUCUAAAGAACACAUAAUGAAUGUUACUUUUAGUUACUGGUAAGUGAGGCUUUGCAGAAUUAGAGUGAAAGUGGAGUGUAGAGGAUUGUUGUUGUUGAUGAUGCUGAAAAUGUUGUGUGUCAUCACACGAGACGAUCUGGGAAAACCCACCAACCCAGAGGACACUGUGCGCCGGGAGAAAGAGGAGAGGAAACUUAGAGAGGAGCAGCCUGGUGAGGGACAUAGGAGUGGUCCUAUUAGAUCCCUUUCCUUUUAAAAAUUCCAAAAAUAUCAAGUAACUGCAACUGAAAAAAAGUAAUUGUAUAAUUCUCUAGCUCACAGCAGUCAGUAAUAUGGCACUAGUCAUUGGCAACAUGCUAAAUAUUUUGAUUGUGUUGAUAGGUUCCCUUCAAUAAAGUUAUUACCAAUAGCUGCCCUAUGCAGUAGCAGCCCUCUCUGGUCUAGUCUGUGAUAAAGAAGGAGAGCCAGAGACAAUGGAAACACUUCCUUCCUCUGACUCCCCCAGUUUUCUCCCUCGGAACUCUCCAUCACUCCCAGUCCCAUCCCGUCACGCAAAGGAGAGGAGCAAGACAGCACCACAGCGCCAGAGUCAGGGGACCGGGGGGGGGGUGGGCCUUUUUGGUUCAGUAAAAGAUGAACUGAUGGAAUCACAGGCUUCAUCAAUAGCCCUGAUAAUAGGUUGGGCUGCUGUGUCUGGCUCUGGGCUCUGGCUCUCUCUUUCUCUCUCCCUCUCCUGGAGGCCGCGCUAAAAGCCAAUUAAGCGUGUGUUGGCUGCUGCCAGCGGGGCGUCGGAUGUGCUUUCUCUGCCUGCAGUCACUUGUUAACAAACAGGUAUCAGGGCCAGCUGACUCGGGGCGGCCGCUGGCCACUCGCUUGUGAAAUAGCAUCUUUUGUAACUAACUACGCUAUUGAUCCCCUACUCCAUCAGCCCUGCAGACCCAUCCCAUCCAGGCACUGCCACACAGUGUGUCUCUGCCUCUCUGAGCUCAGCACAGCAGCAGGCCCUCCCACUGGUCCGCCAAGCCACCCGCCAGGCACCAACUGUAUGAGGACCUGCAGAGGUCCAUCAAUCCUCUCACUGCCUGCCUGGUCACUCCACUCGCUCUCCUUGAGCACUAUUGAUUUUUGCUCAAACGCCCUCAAAUAGUUUCUUAGUGUGGCCCCACACACUCAUAGGUUGUAUUUUAUAUUCUAUAGUAACCGAUUUAUGGGUCUCUGACUGUUGCCAGUCUGAAAGAGAAGUAGACCCUGGCUUGUAGACAUUGCAGCACUUUUAUCUAUCGAUGGCAACUCUAUUCUUAAUUUUAACUCCAUUGUCUACCCAUUCCAAACUCUUAAAACAGGAUUGGUCAGGCUGCCAUAGAUUAUCAAGUUAACACUGUUUACAAUUGCAUGUUGAAGAAGACUUCGAUGUCUGAGAGAAUGAGUGACAGUUCAUGAUCCAUCUUUGUACAUUAAGAUUUUAAUUAGAAUUCCCAAUUAUAGUCUUGACAUUUAGUUAAUUUGCUAUGUGGCUCGUACUUAAUUUAGCAAAAGCUGGAAUAUUUUAUUAAAUGAUACUCCAGGCUUGUAUUGAUGAUGUAUUUCAAUACAGUUAUUAUAGCAGCUAUUUUUCACACUCUAAAACCACCAGGUUAUCCCGCUGAAAUUACAUUUACAUCAGAUGAAUAAUUAAUUAUCCACUUUAGUUAUGGUUAAAAAACCACAGUCUCUAACUGUUUAUGUUUUGUGUGUAAUAACGGUAGUGUACGCGUAUGGUACCUCUACCGCCCGUAGGCCCAGGCCGGGACCAUGCUCCUGAGGCUCUGUCUAUAUGUAGUGUCAGUCCAGGCUCCCAGCUGCCUUUGUGGUGGUUGGUCUGUAUGGUGUGUCUGUGUGGCCUGUCCCUGGCGGACAGGCGGGUGGAUGGGCACAGCUGGAGUGGAAUCGAGGCUGUUGACAGAGAAAAGGCCCCUGCUGCAGGGGCUUCAGACAGCUUAACUUAAUAAGGGCUCUCUCCUCUCAUCCUGGGGAUGGGAACGAAAGCACACAAAAGGCAGGACUUAACCACAGAGGGAUCACAGGGCUCAUGUAAUAGGGGGCUUUCACCAUCCCAACCCGACCCUGCCUGCCACCCCAGGGGAGAUGAACACUCCCCCACCCCAAAUUAAUUUGUAACUAAAAUUGGUGCCCCUCUUUUACAGGCUUUCACAAAAUGUCACUCUCAGGGGUGAUUGAGGAGAGCCCUAAUACAGGACCCAAAAUAGCAACAAAAAAAUCAAUUAUUUUCUCGUUUGUUGCCGUUAUGAGGCUGAGUUGAUGGUGCAGUUAACCUAUUCCAUCAAGGUUAGCCGUAGCCUUGGAGUGGGCCAUCACAGCCAUGAUUAAUCCCCCAUACCAUCACCAUCCUCCUGUAGGACCUUGAAACACAUACUGUCUGUCUGGGCCCUGGGCUGGCUGCAUGUCUCUGAAACCGUCUCUUACAGCCUAUGUUGUCUCUAUGAGGCAUUUUACGUUAGACCUUUAUUUAAAACCAUAAUCGAGUAUUUGUAUUAGGUGGUCUCAAAAAUAUAAAUGUUUUAUUGCCACAUACACUGGAUAGGUGCAAUGAAAUGUGUUGUUUUACAGGGUCAACCAUAGCAGCACGACACCCCUGGAGCAAAUUAGGGUUAAGUGCCUUGCUCAAGGGGUAUUCCAAGUAGCGGGUAUUCGACCCAGCGACCUUUCGGUUACUGGCCCACACUCUAACCGCUAAGGUACCUGCUGCUCUGUAUUUGAAUGUGUCCUGUAUUUGAAUGUUUGGACAUGCUCUUCUUCUGGUCCAUCCAAGUGGUUGAAGAAAUGGAGGUUUAUGUCAUCUUGAGUGUCUACAGUAUGUGAUUGGAUACACACGAUCAUGUUUAGGGGCUCUAUUCAAUAUGUAUCACUGAAGCUUUACACCGGAAAUCCAUUUAGCACGUUGGGGGGGGUGGGGGGGGGUUGGGGGGGGGGGGGGGUGAUGAAACAACUGAGCCCUAUUAAUUUUCAAUGAAGGGAAGCGAAGUGGGCGGGGACCGUUGGACUUUGCAAGCUUUGUUGAGGGAGUGUGAACAGGGCGGGACCAAAGUUGGGGAAAGCUGAACUUUUGUUGUGCACUCCGUGACAUUGCGUUGCUAUUGGCCAAUCGAAGCUCACUAUAGUUUCCAGCCCCUACUGGAUUGACUGGUGAUACCACCUAGUACUACCUAGCCUGCUUGCUAGCACCAAGAUGAGGGUGAAGGUAGUGUGGCUAUCCAAAAUUACGCGUUCAAAGGAUCUCAGUUGUUACAGAUUGCAUGCUAGAAAUGUGAAGGUAAUUUCCAAUUGAGCCGAAAUAUGCAGCCUUUACCGUGAAUGCAGUCUACCGCCAACGCGGGACCCAUAGCCUUUUAAUUUCAAUAACGCUGUAAAGCUGAAUACUGUAAUACUGAUUGAAUAGAGCCCUGAGUCUAGUAAUGGUUUAUUUUUGUACGUCUUUUUUUUUGGGGGGGGGGGGGGGGGGGGGGGGGGGGGGGCUGGCGGGACCCUGAGCUGAUGAGGGACAUAGAGUUUACCACUGGGGAGGACCUGGGGUCCUCCAAAACCUUUGGGAAGGGCAAGAAAGGCAAGGGGAAGGGCAAGAAGAAGAAGUACCCCAACCUCAGUGAUCUCAAGAAGAGUGUCAACAUUUCACGCUCCAGACUAGAGAGGAAGGUUAUCAACCCGUAAGUAGGCUACUCACUCAGCAACAAGUGGCUGUACCUUCUAUGUAGCCCAGGAGGUGCAGAGAGUACAAGUCAACCCCAACACAAUGGAUACAUGGCCUUAAAGUCACUAGUCGUUGGUGUAUUGAUGUUGUGAUAGAUGUAUUAUUAAAAAUAUAUACUGUAACCUUGUUGCACUUGGCUUAAUCAUCCCAUGUAACUUGAGAGGAUUAAUGAUUAUUCAAAACCCACCUAGACACUUACUGUUGGAUAAACAGUGUUUAUUAUAAAACAUAACCAUUAAUAAACAUAUGUAAUUCUAAACCUUUCAUACUUUAUUUUUCAGGAGCUCCAUGAGG
Messenger RNA from Coregonus sp. 'balchen', 6420 nucleotides. NCBI's taxonomy places the organism in Eukaryota, Metazoa, Chordata, Actinopteri, Salmoniformes, Salmonidae. The record is from the annotation of a GenBank genome assembly.